AUGACAACAUUUCGUUUAGCAACAAUCAAUGUACAUUCUUUUUGUAGACUUCCUAGUUUUUCAAGUAAUGUCUCUGAAUCAAUAUCAAUUCUUGAACCAUUCAAUCUCGAUAUAAUUGCCAUUCAAGAAGUACAAAAUAAUGAUAAAUGGAAGGAAUUUUAUCAACGUCUUUCUUUACCUUUUUCUGUGUAUGAACCAUCUAAUGGAACUUGUUGUAAUGGUAUUGCUUCUCAAUAUCCAAUUCGAUGUUAUUCUGUUCAGGAAACAAGUUUUUUUUGUGUAGGUGGUUACAGAUCUAUACUUCAAUGUUGUUUAGAUACUAUUGAAAAUGUAACAUUUGCUGUAACACAUUUAGAUUAUUUAGAUGAAGAUGAUCGAUGA
Rotaria sp. Silwood1 is the source of this 381-nucleotide messenger RNA. NCBI's taxonomy places the organism in Eukaryota, Metazoa, Rotifera, Eurotatoria, Philodinida, Philodinidae. The record is from the annotation of a GenBank genome assembly.